AUGUUGGAGGAUUCGUGUGAUCUACCUGUGACAGCAAGGGAAAAGGCGCUUAAACUAACCCGCUAUGUUUCUAGGUCGUGGGAUGCGGCUAUGGCUCGCUCAAAACCUGGCAAACACCAUCCUUCAGUUUACUGGAAGAUUUCAAGAUUGCGAAAAGAAACCUCCAAAGAACGUAAACGACAUUGCUGGCGAGAGCUCUGUGAUAAGUUUGCACAUCCCUGGGGCAGUCCCUACAAAAUAGCAUUCAAGAGAUUAAGCAAAGGUUUGUUGCAUGUCCCCAUGCGACUGUUUGUUGUGAAAAAUGUCGCCAGAAUCCUAUUCCCGGAGCAGGUGAUAACUGUUGAGUGGAUGGACUAUCCCUAUUGGUCUUAUUACCCAUUCUUCGAUGAAGAAGAGGUUGGGCAUAUCACUUCACACCUAAACAUGGUAAGACACCUGGAUUGGACGGCAUUCCAAAUGAGCCUCAAAAAGAGCCCAGACCUUUUUAAUCCCUGCGUCCACGAAAGUUCCAACACUAGGACUAAAAAGAGCCCCCCUUCUACUCCUUUCCUGGGAAGCGGCAACAUAAAUGACUUUUAUAAAGGCGAACUUGCUCAAUUGAUGCAUGAUGUUAGCAGUUCGACAUAUUCCUUUGUGUUUUUUUAUGCGCCUUGGGAUGCUGACUGUCAAGAUUUAAAAUAUGAGUUUCUGGAGGCUGCUGAGUUUUAUGUGGAUAAGGUUUACUUUGCUGGUGUGAACUGUUGGGAACCAGGAAGUGAGUGUAGAGCUAGAUUCAAAGAUGUAGUCGAAAGGUACCCUCAGCUUGUGGCUUAUGUUGGCCUUGAGCGUGCUGCUGCUCUUGUUGGAUAUUUAAAUGUCCACAGUACAUCUGAUUACGGUCUGGGUCUAUUACAUGAAACGUCACUAUCUCUUGCAUCUCGUGAUCAUGUCCGCCAAAUCGCUAUCGGCGUUUUCACAAAUAUUAAGUACAAUAGUGACAUGAAUGUUACAGCCACUCCUACCAUCCAUCUGUAUGUUUGGAACAAGAAGUUUGUUUAUGAUGGGGCAUUGAAGAGAGGUUCACUCCUAAAGUGGGUGAUGGAAACAUCGAGUGGCCUCCUCAUGUCCAUCAAUGGAAUGCUUCUUCUCAAGACUCCUAUUGUCGUCAUGUUCAGUCCUAUCCGUCCCCUCGAACUUAUUUCACCCAAUUAUAUCAUGAGCUUGCAGAGAGAGAUAGUGAAAUACGACAGAUAUGCUCUAGAAGAAGGAUUAGUGCAGGAAUUUGUAUGGCACCUCCUCGAUGGCACAAUCUCACCUGUGGAAGUCAGCCCAAAUCCAGAUGGUUUUCACUUGUGUAGUGAGGAUGGUAAGAAAAUUCACAAUGAUUGGCGUGAAGAAGCAUGUCGAAUGGCAGAAAGAACAUCUCCGUUACCCUCUACCAUCCCAUCACCUGCUCAGUCUUUAUAUGUCAAUAGUACCUUCACGUUUGCCUGCCUUGAUUCGGGCCGUUUCGAGCAUUUAGCCCAAGCUCUUGGUAUUGAAAUAUCAUCGGAGCCAGCAUCAACUGUAGUCUUGAUUAUCGGUGAUGAAGAAAUGGUUAAAAUUGGAAGAGGAGAAUUGAGGGAAGAGAGGUUGUGGUUGGGGUUGAGUGAUUGGUCGCAGGGCAAGAUAAAGAGAGUCAUCACGGGGCGAAGGGAUAGGCCUUCGCCCAAGCCUUUCUUCUCUAAUAUUGGCUCCAUUGGCAGAGUACAAACUGCCGGAACUAGGUUUACGAGGGUUCAGUCAGCUGUUGCACCAAAGCAAAAGGCACAGCCUGAUCCUGUACUACAGCCAGUAUUGUGGAACUUGUUCUCGCAGUUCGCUCACACUCCUGGAGAUAUCCCACCUGUUGGCCGAUGCUAAGUGUCUCUAUGUGGCCAGGAUCGACGGAGAUCGCAUUGAUCUACCAUGGCACUACAAUCUUCAUUUCUUUCCUUCUUUACUCUUUCUUCCUGCAGUCAGAAAGUCUGAGAGUAGGCUGUUACCUAGCGAUCUGAUGUGGAGCUUCGGCACUAUCUCACAUUUUCUACUCGCAAACCUAGGUAUUGAGGAGCGUCCUGAGAUCAUGUUGGCACUUUGUGCGAAAUGGGGUCAAUAUCCAGAGAAGAGCCAAGAGGUACAUGAAUGCAUCCGAGAAACCAGAAAAUUAUUGCUCGAUGGAAUUGAUAAAAAGUUAAGAGAGUCGAGACGGUACCCAAAUAACAGGAAGAAUACACUCCAUUCUCUCGCCUUUUUAAAGACAGUUCACCUUGCUUUGGCCAGGGUUGUUAGCAUCCAGGAGUCGCUGGUUGCUGUAAGGGCCAUUUCUAGGCAGUACAAUCUUGGUUGCACUUUUAGCUGACAUUGGUAAAAUAUGCUUUCUUCGAUCUUAUAUUCUGUAAAGCUCUUUAUGUAUCCUAAUUGAAGAGUUCCUGUCUGAACUAAUGUCAGAACUUAUCUUACACAGCUGAAGGAAUUUUGUUUGUCAUCAAUUGAUUUUGAACAGCAUCUACUGUCUUGACCUCUGUAAUCGUUAAAUCAGGAAUGACUUAACGAAUGUAAAAUAUAUUAAUUGUAUAUAAAUAAUGAUUAUACAAUAAGACGUAUUUAUUUGUAUUUCAUUAUUGAAUAUAGCGAUACCCUUUUUUAAAAUUAUAAAAUUUCUGUAUUGAGUUGAAAUUAUGAAUGUGUCUUGUCAGAGGUUCUUAAACUGUGGUCUGUGGAACCAUAGGAGUAGCCACUAAUUACCUUGUCCUCGAAACGACGUUGACAUCAACUUAACAUUUCAGUGCUUUUUACUUUUAUUCAAAUAACAUUUUUAAUAUAAAUCCUACAUGAUCAAGAUUUUUUUAUUCAUUUGUUGUUACUUAACUUUUUAUUAACAUAGUAAUGUAAAAUGUAUCGUUGGGAUGGGGUCCCUAAAAAAAUGUUUAAGAUGUGUUCCGCAGACUACAUAAAUUUAAGAAUCCCCUAUGUUAUGUUCUCUGAUAAUAUAAAAAAAAUACUAAAAAUUAUGAAAAAAAGUUACAUUAUGUUUAAUUGUAGUGAAAAUAUAUAAUCGAUCAAUUUACUUAAUAUAAUAAAGUUGUAAUCGUUGAGGUACAUAGUGGUUGUAGUUAUAUCAUGCUCAAGAUCAUUGGUUCGACUGCGAAUUGAUAGUAAUAAUCGAGUGUUAUAUUAUCAUAACAUAAUAAAAGUAUGUUUAUUACAGAAAAUAAUGUGAUAUUAUUGUACAUAAGGGAUAAUUGUUAUAUUGGAAAAAGAUAUAAUGUAAGUAUGGUACAGGAGUGGUACAUAAAAUUUUGUUUCACUUUAUCGUAACACUGCAUUCCAAAGCUUACAUUUUUGUUGUUUAUAAAACUGAUUUGUAUUGUUGUAUCUGUCAUUUUCUAGAGGUUAUUAUUUAUUCAAACUUUUGAAUUUAGUAUAUUUAAUUUAAACCAAAUAUAAUAUUUGCUCUUGUUUCUGAUAAAAAUAAAUUUUUAUCAAAUUAAAUUAACAAUGUUUAAAUGUUCCUCAGUUAUCUGUUUUAUCAUUGAUAUUUUUACUGCCAAGACAGUUGUACAUACUUAAGACUGAAUACUCGUAAGCAGUUAUUUUAAUUUCAAUUUUAAAUAUUUAAUUUGGUAUUCGCCUCUAGUGAAGAUUUGUUUUUAGAAAUGUAUAUCUAUGAUAAAGAAGUUCAUUUGAUUAUGUUUUUUGUUGAAAUUGUCAUAUUUUAUAAAUACCAUCCUCUCCCUCACCACAAAAAAAAAAUAUGUUUUCCUUUAUUGCAAUAUUUAUUUUAUUAUUUAAAUUUACAUUUUAGGACUACUCUUUAUAAAAUCAUCUCCAGAAACCGAUUGUGGAGACUUAUUCAAAAAUAUUUGAAUAAAACAAUUACAAUUUGUAGUUACAUUUAUUUCUUGAAAAUUUGUUGAUGUUAUGUUAUUUUAUUUUAUUUCUAAAUGUGAUAAAUUAUAAAAUGUAGAAAAAUAAAAAUCUUUCGUUUA
Messenger RNA from Nezara viridula (southern green stink bug), 3989 nucleotides. NCBI's taxonomy places the organism in Eukaryota, Metazoa, Arthropoda, Insecta, Hemiptera, Pentatomidae. The record is from the annotation of a GenBank genome assembly.